CAGGUGGGGCGCGGGGGGGGGGCAAGAGAGGGCAGCAGAAGCCUCCCUAUCAGGAUGGGACUGUGGGGCGGGCACCACACUGUUGCAGAGUUCCUUCUAUUGUGAACAAGUGCAGGAGGAGGAGGACGCCUUUGCAGCCACAGCAAAGUCUGCUGACUCGUGAGGGAGGGGCCACACCACAGGGCAUGUCUGUCCCCAAAUAGCACUCUUCCCUGAUGUCUGGAGCAUCCAGGGGAUGGGAAUGGGUGGGGGGGCAUCCAGAGACCCUAUUUUCUGGCUGGCUUCUCUUUCUUGCUGGGGGAGGAGUCUUCCCUCCUGGCUGAGCUCUGCCUCCGUCGGUGUCAGGGCAGUGGGCCAGGCGCCAUCCGGACUUGGGGAAGCAGCUGAAGAGUUAACAUUCCCGGCUCCGGUCCCUCGUAAACAUUGUUACUGGCUCCGAGCCCACCCCCCCCACCCAUCGCUGGGCUCGCUGCUUUCAAUUAGCUGGUGGGUCGUGGGUCCGUGUCUUGAGCGCCCGUCCCUGCUGCUCUCACAGGGCUGCGGCUCCCUGCGCUCCUGGGCCAUGCAGCCCCCGUGCCUCCUCCUGACAGUGGUGGGGCUGGCACUCAGCUGGCGCCCGUCCCCUGGGGGAGCUCAAAGGGUCAAGGUGCUUUUCACCCCCAUGGUCUGCCGGGUGCAUUGCCACGAGGGGCGUUGUACCAAUCAGUGUGAGCGGGGCAACGCCACUAUGCUGUACAGUGGGGAAAACGCCCGCCUAGCCGAGGGGACUCCUGGAUUCCGUGUCUUCUUAUGUCCUCUCAUCUGCCACAAUGGGGGGGUCUGUCUAAAAAAGGACAAGUGUCUCUGCCCUCCCACCUGGACAGGCAAGUUCUGUCACAUCCCAGCACCUCCUCGCACCCAGAACCAGCCCCCCACCCGCCGAGGAGCAGAUGAGGAGCCUCCAGCUGAAAGGGGAGCACAGCAUGUGACCAAGUCGAUGUACACGCUGCCAAUCACCAACCAUGAUCAGGAACGUGACGGUGCAGCCUCAAUGGCGAACGUCCACGUCGAGCACCCCCUGGAGGCCUCCGUCACCAUCCACCGGGUGGAGCGGGUGAAGGAGGAGGAGCUGCUCCCCGGCAAGACUAGGUCCCUCCCACGCUCUCGGCCUGCGCUCUACAGUGUCCUGGCGCAAAGCAGCUCUCGGGACCCCGGUGGCUACAGUGAGGACUCUGGAUUUGGCUAUUGCUUCAGGCACCUGCGGGGUGGAGAGUGCAGUGCCCCCUUGCCUGGCUUGCGCACUCGGGAGAUCUGCUGCCGUGGUAACGGCCUUGCCUGGGGUGUCCACGAUUGCCAGCCAUGCAGCUCUGGUGGCAGAGGGGACACCAGUGCAGUGGGAAGGAACGAGGUGGCCUGCCCCAAGGGCUUCUGGCGGCAGAAUGGCUCCUGCGUGGAUGUAGAUGAAUGCCAGGAGAGACUCUAUUGCCACAACGGGGAAUGCACCAACACACGAGGCAGCUUCGCCUGCAUUUGCCAUGAUGGCUACAUCCUGGACUCGUCUCGGAGCAGCUGCAUCUCCCACAACGUCAUCUCGGAGGCCAAAGGUCCCUGCUUCCGUGUGCUGCGGGACAGAGGGUGCUCCCUGCCCAUCCUUCGCAACAUCACCAAACAGAUCUGCUGUUGCAGCCGUGUUGGCAAGGCCUGGGGGCACAGCUGCGAAGGGUGCCCGCCUUUUGGCUCAGAUGGAUUCAAGGAAAUCUGCCCAGCGGGCCCUGGGUACCAUUACUCAGCUUCGGACCUCCGCUUCGACACACGCUACCUGGAUCAGAACCUGCCCCGGGUGCCCAUCGGCCACCCACCCCGUGGGCGGGAACCUGGACCAAGGCAGCUACCAACGACCACUGCACCCACCACGCGACACCGGAACCCCCUCCCCACCGUCCUGCUGGAGCGCCAACCCCCUUGGGGAAUGCCCACUCAGUCGUCCGGGCCUGAAACAGCUGCACCAGAGGCUGGGCAAGGUGUUUGUGAGCGGCGCCCGCAAGUGUGUGGCCCAGGCCGUUGCAUUCCCCGUCAGGGGGGCUACACUUGUGUGUGUGAUCGUGGCUACUGGCUGAGCCCACAGGGCACCCACUGCAUUGAUGUGGAUGAGUGUCGGCGGAGCCCCCGCCCAUGUCCCAAUGGGCACUGUGAGAACUUGAGGGGCAGCUAUAGCUGCAGAUGCCGGACUGGCUACCAGGCUGACCCGUCAGGAACAGAGUGCGUGGACAUUGACGAGUGUUUGAAAAAACCACCGCCCUGUGCCAGUGGGCACUGCCACAAUACCCUUGGCUCCUUCCGCUGUGCCUGUCCUCCCGGCUACCAUCCUGACCCAGCAGGCCUUGAGUGCCGAGAUGUGGACGAGUGCCAGGAGAACCCUGCAAUCUGCCAGCCAGGUCACUGUGAAAAUAUGCCCGGGGGGUACCAGUGCACCUGUCUCAUUGGCUACCAGCCCAGCCCCCUUGGACCCCGUUGUAUGGAUAUAGAUGAAUGCCAGCAAGAACCCCCCCCCUGUGGCUCUGGACACUGUGAGAACGUGCCUGGGGGGUACCACUGCCUUUGCCCCACAGGAUUCCGAGCCAGCCUGACUGAAGACCAGUGCCUUGACAUUGAUGAGUGCUCGACAUGGUCACCUUGUGGGCCCCGAGGGCACUGCACCAACUCAGAGGGCUCAUUCCACUGCCAGUGUGAACAGGGGUAUCAGAUGGAGGGUACGGAAGGCCCCUGCACUGAUAUCAAUGAAUGUCUGGAGGGCGACUUCUGCUUCCCACAGGGAGAGUGCCUCAACACAGAUGGCUCCUACACCUGCCUGUGUGCCCAGGGCUUUGCCACUGGCCCAAACGAGGCGUCCUGUGUGGAUAUUGAUGAAUGCCAGAGCAGUGCUGUGUGUGCUGGUGGACGGUGUGCCAACACAGAGGGCUCCUUCAAUUGCUACUGCCCACCCGGCACAAGGAGCAGCCCCAGCAAGGCCUCCUGUGAUGACAUUGAUGAGUGCCAGGAGUAUGGAGCAGCCCUUUGUGGCACACAGCGCUGUGAAAACUCUCCUGGCUCUUACCACUGCGUGGCAGAGUGCCAUGGAGGCUACCGAAUGAGUGCCAGCAGGGAUUGUGUUGAUGUUGAUGAAUGCCAGGAGUACGGGACCCAGGUGUGUGGGGACAAGCGCUGUCAGAAUACUCCUGGGUCCUACCAGUGUGUGGCCAGCUGUCAGUCGGGAUAUCAGGCCACUGUUGCUGGGGACUGUGUGGAUGUGGACGAGUGUCAGAAUGUCUCCCUGUGUGGCACCCAUGCCAAUUGCCACAAUCUGCCCGGCUCCUUCCAAUGCAUCUGUGACCAAGGCUACGAAAGUGCCAGGGAUGGCCAGCAUUGCCUGGAUGUGAAUGAGUGUGAGACCCUGCGCGGUGUCUGUGGGACAGCCCCCUGUGAGAACGUGGAGGGCUCCUUUCUCUGCAUUUGCCCCGGGGCUGCAGAGGAGUUUGAUCCCACGACAAGACGCUGCCUCCGCCCACCAGGAGCUGCAGCAAGGCCCCCGGCCUUCCCCAGGCGCCCGGAAGCUCCUCUCUCAGAGCCCCAUCCCUCUGGGGCCAGUGACGGCUCCCGGCGUGAGUGCUACUAUGACCCCAAUGCGGCACAGGCCUGCGAGAACGUGCUGGCCUGGAACGCCACCCGGCAGGAGUGCUGCUGCAGCCUGGGCCACGGCUGGGGUCUCGACUGCCACGUCCAGGAGUGCCCACCCUUUGGCUCAGCCGAGUUCCAGACCCUGUGCCCGCAUGGAAGCGGAUUUGCUGCCGCCGCUGCAGGCCCUGGCUUUGCUGCCUCUACCGCUGCAGAUGUAGAUGAGUGUUCCCUCUUCAGCUCCCAGGUGUGCAAGGGCGGGGUCUGUGUGAACCAGGUGCCCAGCUACUCCUGCUACUGCCCCAGUGGCUACUACUAUGAGACCCAGCACCUGGAAUGCAUUGAUAAUGAUGAGUGCCAAGAUGAAGAGGCGGAGCCUUGCUUGGGAGGCCACUGCAUCAACACUAUUGGCUCCUACUACUGCUCCUGUGCACCGCCAUUGGUCCUGGAUGCCUCCCAGCACCGCUGUGUGGCCAAUGACAGCCAAGAUGCAAACCUGGCCAUGUGCUGGCAGGAAGUGGGACCAGAUCUUGUGUGCAGCCGCCCACGCCUUGACCGCCAGGUGACCUACACAGAGUGUUGCUGCCUCUACGGGGAGGCCUGGAGCAUGGAUUGCGCCUUGUGCCCGGCCCAAGACUCAGAGGACUUGGAGGCCCUGUGCAACAUCCUUCGUCCACCCAGCUACGGGCCGGGACGUCCACCGGGGCUGGGGCUGCCCUUUGAAUAUGGGGGCAGGGAAUUUGUGCCCUAUGGUCCAGAGAUAUUCGCACCUCCAGUCCGCCCAGUUCCACGGCUCCCUGACUAUGACCCCUACCUCCGGGACUCGCUCUACGGCCCGUCCCCUUAUGAGGCCAGUGACUUUGAGGAUCCAUCCUACGGUGACCUGCUGCAGGAUGGCAGAUACCCAGCCCGCGGACCCCCUGAACCUGAAUGGCUCUAUCCACUAGGCGGCAGCAGCAGCAGCAGAAGUGGGGGUUCCUUCUCCGAACGGCCAGGCAGGGCCAGCGAAGACUACCGCCAUUCUGAGGAAUUUGGGGCACCCCAUGCAGAAGAAUGUGGCAUUCUGAGCGGCUGCGACAACGGGCGCUGUGUGCGCGUCGCUGACGGGUUCACCUGCCUCUGCCAUGAGGGAUACCGCCUGGACCCCACGCGCAUGGCCUGCCUGGAUAUUGACGAAUGCAUCGAGGUGGAAGGACUUUGCCUGGGAGGGGAAUGCUUCAACAUGGAUGGCUUUUACCGCUGCUUGUGCCCACGUGGCAUGGUGCCCACUGGCCAGCCCCCCCGUUGUGUCAUCUCUGCCCCUCACAGUCAAGGCUGAGCUGGGAAAGGAAGCCAAGUAUUUAUUACCUGUAUAGACUGGGGAAAGGGGGGGGCGGGGGGGGGAGGAAUGCUGUUCAGCCUGUUCCCUCGAGCGGGCACCCCAAGCCCCGCCAGAGUGGCCUGCUGGAUGCACUGAGUCAAGCACAGGGACUGGGGGUCUCUUUUCUGCUCUCAGGUGUGAGGCGGUGGUGGAGGGGGGCGGGGUCUCUUCUCUACUCACAGUCAGAGACUGGAGGAAGUUCCAAACUGCCGUGAGCCAGUUGGAGGACUUCCAUGCCAAGUGCAGCUCAGCCUUAAAAGCCAAAAGCCACUUCUGCAUUCUGAAGCUGGAGCCCAUCUUGUCUUCCACGCCUCAGGGCAGGUUAAUGACUGUGCUUGCCUGGGGGCCGCAUGCGCCCACCCCCACCCCCCCCCAGCUGUCAGAAACCACUAUUCCUCAGCUUGGAGAAAAGGCCUUUUCUGUGGCUUCGUUCCUUUCUCUGGUCUGUGUAACAUGCCUCUUUCCACCCAGGUAAGCUGAGGCAGCCAUCUUGUGGCUGCACUUACCAUGCUGUGUCAGAACUAUGGAGGUGCCUGCAGGCUCAAAAAGGUUGGCAUCCCCUGGCACAUGCCAGGAGCAGAAGGUCUAGCAGGAAGUUCUGCCUCUGCGGACAGCAGCCCAGCCUUCUGCUUGCCCUGCCUCAAAGCGGCACUCUGUGCCCUACUGACAUGGGAGGGGGUGGAGCACAUCCUCCUGGGGUCAGAAACAAGGGCUUGCCUGCCCCCCCCCCCCGUCCUCCUUGGGCCACUGCCAAGAGCCUGGCGGAUCAGUGGUCAAUGCCUUACACAGCAGCCCCAGAGGCUGCUCCCUGGGCAGACGUGGGCCCCUGCGUGUGACUUCUCUAGACGACAACUGGCAGUCACUGGCUGGAGGCAGCCAUUGCUUAACACUAGGAAACUGGUCUGGGGGGAAGGCCGCAGCAUCUGCCAAGCUGUCAUGCCCAACUCUGCAGCUGUGCCCCCAGCCCCCCAUCUUCUUCUGCUCCCCACCCCCAUGCAAGCUCUCAAUUUCUCUGGAAUGGUCUAGUCAUUUCAAAGUUGUAUUCACUGCACUGGCUUCCUCCACCCCUGCCUGUUCUCAGCCCCCCUCAGCCACACCCAGCUGAUAAGCCCACACACGCACGCACGCACGCACGCACGCACGCACGCACGCACGCACACACGGCCUUCUCUGCUGUUACUGAAACAAUAAAGGUUUCCUGUAAGGGAAUCUGGUGUUGGCAUCACUUGGGAAAUGGAAGGGGGUUUGCUGUCCUUUAGCCGAGGAGGGCCCCCAGAACAGCUGAGCCGCCCCCCCCCCUCUGAAGACUGGGAGGUUUCUUCCCUUCAGAAAAGCAGGUGGGGCAGCCCAAGAACCAGCUUGUCUCCACUCUUCUCCCCAUGUAAAGAGCCAGCGUGGCGGAGUGGCUAAGAGCAGGCGCACUCUGAUCUGGAGAAGCGGGUUUGACCGAGGGGCUGCAGCGUCAUCUGCAGUUAACCUCACCUGUGUAUGAAAACCCAGUAAAUGGAGCAUUCGGCCUGGAUUCUCUCACAUGUGAUCCACAAACUUAAGCCUCUGACCCUUCCUUCUGCGCCAGAGGCCUCAAGCAAAUGUUUUAAGCUACUUCAUCUUGCGUUACAUUGCAGGCCAAAGAGUUCCCCAUUCCUGUGACUUUUCCUUUCUGCUCCUCGGAGGGCAGAAGAGCUUUUGAAAGAAUUUGGGCCCCAGUGUUAAUCUCUCAUAAAGUUAAUCUUUAUUGGCAAUGAUUUUAUUAAAAAAUAAAAAAACACAUUUUUAAUCAAA
Sphaerodactylus townsendi is the source of this 6772-nucleotide messenger RNA. It is a transcript of the gene LTBP4, whose product is annotated as latent transforming growth factor beta binding protein 4. The transcript is spliced from 29 exons. The coding region runs from base 236 to 4948 and encodes 1570 amino acids. Gene Ontology annotation, molecular function: calcium ion binding. NCBI's taxonomy places the organism in Eukaryota, Metazoa, Chordata, Lepidosauria, Squamata, Sphaerodactylidae. The record is from RefSeq and is a predicted model, not a curated record.